Molecule: messenger RNA, 1252 nt
Organism: Coniophora puteana RWD-64-598 SS2
Lineage: Eukaryota; Fungi; Basidiomycota; Agaricomycetes; Boletales; Coniophoraceae
Product: PIN domain-like protein
Exons: 6
Coding region: 92-1252 (386 amino acids)
Molecular function (GO): 5'-flap endonuclease activity
Source: RefSeq, a predicted model, not a curated record
AUCAAGUUGUUCUCAAGCGAGCUAACAAAUACUAGUUUUCUCCUAUUUCGAGGACAGGACUCUGUUGGCAUGAUAUCGAGAAUGCCCGCACAUGGACACCACACAAAGCCCAACAGCAAGUAGCCCCUCUCGUCUUUUGCACCUCAUCUCCCAUCUCCCCAACGCUAUGGGUAUCAAGGGUUUAUGGCCGCUACUUGCACCAUCGUGUACUGAGCAUCAACUGUCCGACUUUGCCAUAUCCCGAGCACUACAAGGGCCCCUAACACCGACAUCUUUAGACUUCACCAUCGGAGUUGAUGCAAGUAUUCUGAUGUAUACAACGUUCAAGGGGCAAAAACGCGCUCAAAUCAAUGUCGGCGAGAAUGACGUCUUGAAGACGCUGUUCUUCCGGCUGUUGCAGCUUGCUGCAACGCCUGCCCGCUACCUCUUUGUUUUUGACGGAAGUGCACGACCAGCCAUCAAACGUAACAAGCAUGUCCGGACCUCAAGCCCCUUUCCUGUCAAGGGACUCAAGGCAUUUAUCCGUGCCAUGGGGUUCGACUGCCAUGAUGCCCCUGGGGAAGCUGAGGCUGAACUAGCAGCUUUAAACGGCUUAGGUGUCAUUGAUGCUGUAAUGACAACUGACAGCGACGCUUUCUUAUUUGGUGCCAAAUGUGUCCUCCGCAUGUACGUUAUCAACCACGAUCCGUACACCAUACAACUCUACACUCAAGAAAGGCUCACGAACACAGUUGACCUCUCCCGAGGUGGUUUAGUAUUAAUGGCCUUGCUUGUUGGCGGUGAUUAUCAUCCCGGUCUUCCAGGCUGCGGAACUGCCACUGCCUAUGCCUUAGCCCAGUAUGGCUUUGGUGAUGAUUUGGUGGAUGCUAUGUUACAUGCUGACCAGCCCAACCUUUCCGCCUUCCUUGCAACCCUCCGAGGUCAGAUAAGCCACGCCGCCAACGUUGACCCCAAGGGGCUAUUCCGCAGCAAGCGCCCCUCAAUUUCAGCAAGCUUAACUCGAGAAUUUCCGAAUGUCAAUGUUCUUAAUGCAUACAUGCAUCCCGCAACAUCAGUCACCCGUGGUGACCCAUUACCCAUCCUCUCGCCUCUUAUGAAGAUUGACAUUCCACGCCUUGCUGAGCUUUGUCAACGCCACUUAUGCUGGACUAGCCAGGAGGUUAUGUGUAAGUUCCGACCGAAGGUCUGGCAUGUAGCUUUCCUCCGACGCGCGUUUUAUGUAAGUAACUUUGAUGAACAUUACUCUACAUAA